CGUUCUUUGACACGUGUCCUUUGACACGUGUAGACGUGUUUCUCUCGUUUAAUAUAUACGGAUAAAAUAUAAAUAUUAAUUAUUACCAGCUGAUAAGAGAGGGGGAGCGAAAGUCGUACUUGCAAAAGAUUUUUAUAUUGUAUAUUUAUUAUUUUUCCAUUUUUUCGUGUUUAAAAAGAGAUGACAUUUGAUUGAUAUUUUUGGCUGCGUUCCAAAAUGUCCUCUUCGAGAAAAUUAUAAAAUUUUCCUCGAAGAGCACGUUUUGGAACACAACCUUAGAAAAGAUGGAGAAAAGAAUAAGUGUAGGAAGUGUAGGAUAAUAGAAAAAAGUGCUGUACUUUUCACACGUGAUUGCCGGUGUGAUUUGAAUAAUUCUAAAAUGUGUAUAUUAAUAUAAAUAAUUUAAUACUGAUAAAUAUUGAAGUAAUAUCGUGCAAUAAAAUUCUCAAAGGGAAAUAUUUCCUAUAAGAAAUAUAAAAUCCAAAUCCCUUAAUAUUAUUGCAAAGUGAGGUUAUAAAAUUAUCGAGUGUGAUUGUUGCUGGAAUUAUAAGAUUUAUUGUUAUCAUAAUUAUUAUGUGAUAAAACACAAAAGCAAUUAUGGUACGAUAUUUUCUUAAAUUUUCGUAUAUUGGUACACAAUACAGGGGUUUGCAGAAACAAGUUGGCAAAAAUUUUAUACGAGACACAGAUUCUGUUCAAGGUGCUUUAGAAACUGCUUUGUCAACCAUUGUACCAAAGGUCCUGGUUCAAAAAUCCAUAUGUCUUUCCAGCAGAACAGAUGCUGGAGUUCAUGCUUUAUGUAACUCAUGCCAUGUAGAACUUGACAACAAAUAUGGUCGAAUAUAUGAUACAUCAAAAAUAAAAAAAUAUGUCAAUCGUUAUUUUGCCAAAUGUGGUCAUACCAUCAGAUUGCUAGAUUGUAUACCUGUCACAUAUGAUUUUCACUCAAGAUACUCGUGUAAAUCUCGAACAUAUAUAUACAGAUUUAUGAUACCUAAAAUACAGGAGGAGCAACGAAUAUCCCUUGUGGAAAUGAAUCAUACUUUUCAUUUAAGAGCGUACAAUUUCGAUAUAGAUAGAGCGAGACGUGGUAUACAAUUGUUUAUGGGAACAAAGGAUUUUACUACAUUUAGUGCAAAAGAUGAAAAAACCCAAAAGCGUUAUGUACGUUCCUUGCAGUCUUUCACUUUGGAAGAGGCGCAGCCUUUAAUGCCAUUUGAUCCACUAUCCAAAAAUUUUACAUACUGGCAUUUUGUAUGCAGCGGAAGAUCUUUCUUGUACAAUCAGAUCAGACGAAUGGUUGGUGCUUUAUUUGCAUUAGGAUUAGGGAAAAUAACAGAGAAAGAUAUUACUGUGAUGUUGCAAGUUCCUUCUCAUCAUAAUUGGAAUCCUCGUGUUACGCCUGCACCACCAAAUGGCUUACAUCUAUUGAAUGUGGAAUACGAUCCGGAUGAAUUAAAACGUUGUACCAUAAUAGAAGAACAAGAAGAGAAAUUGCAGUUGGAAGAACAAGAACAGGAACUGCAAUUGGAAGAGCAAAGACAAACACUGCAAUUGAAAAAAUAAAAAAAAAAAAAAUUGUUUGAGAUACCAUUAGAAUAUUGUAAUAAUUGAAAAAUAUUAUUUUAUUUUAUAUAGUGGACGAUAGUAAAUAAGAGAUCUUCUUAACAAACUA
Messenger RNA from Nylanderia fulva, 1675 nucleotides. RefSeq lists its product as uncharacterized. Gene Ontology annotation, molecular function: RNA binding; pseudouridine synthase activity. Gene Ontology annotation, biological process: tRNA pseudouridine synthesis. NCBI's taxonomy places the organism in Eukaryota, Metazoa, Arthropoda, Insecta, Hymenoptera, Formicidae. The record is from RefSeq and is a predicted model, not a curated record.